AUGAUAAUGUUACUUAGGGUAUUUAAACAAAAUAACCUUUAUGUAUUACCAUUCAAGGCAAAUAAAAUACCUUUCAUCAGAUGCACAAAACGUUAUGAAUCAAGAGUAAAGGCUCAUAGAUAUACAGGAAUUACAGCAGUAAAAACGCAUGCUCAGAAAACAGAGUGGUAUUUAAAAGCUGAAAGAGAUUUCUUAGCUGAAAGGAAUCAAAUACCAAAUGGGUUCAUAGGAUUAUGGCAAUAUGAUGAUAUAAAACAUUUAAAAAAAAAUAUAAUAAACAUGUUACAUUUAAAGUGUGCCAGCAGCAAACAAAUACAUAAAUAUAAAAAGUUAUGUAUAAGACGAUUUCUACAAAGAAGACCAUUCGAUACUGGAAGUGCACCUGUUCAAAUUGGAUGUUUAACUGAAAAAAUUUUAAAUUUAAGAGCUCAUUUAAUACUUAAAUGCAAAGAUCAUCCAAAAAAAAGAACUAUGUCCAUAUGGUUAGCUAGAAGACAAAAAUUAAUGAAGUACUUAUACAAAACAGAUUUCGAAUUAUACAAACAUACAUGCAAUUUGUUAAAAAUAAAAUGCAUAUUAUUUGCUAUCCCAGAUUCAAGAGAUCGAUCGAAAGCUAUUAAUGCUGCUGCUGUUGAUGGUGAUAGGUGUAAAUUUUUAAUAAGGCAAAAAUUAUGGAAAGGGAAAUACAGACCAAGACCUAUGAAAGAUUCUAAGGGACAAACUAUUAGAUACACACGACAUCCGAUAGAACAACCUCCAUCUGAUUAUGCUCUUCCGAAAGAAUAUAAACCUCAGAUAUCAAAUUCUUGGCCUUAUGGUCUUAGGGAAAAUUAUGAGAAAGGUCUCUAUACUGUUCAUAAUCCCACAGCCCCUGGAUUGGGUUAUUGUCCCGUCCCAAUGCUAUUUUAA
Messenger RNA from Plasmodium gonderi, 909 nucleotides. RefSeq names its product 30S ribosomal protein S15. The record is from RefSeq and is a predicted model, not a curated record. Bases 1 to 909 code for a protein of 302 amino acids. Gene Ontology annotation, molecular function: structural constituent of ribosome. The transcript has a single exon. Gene Ontology annotation, cellular component: ribosome. Gene Ontology annotation, biological process: translation. Lineage: Eukaryota; Apicomplexa; Aconoidasida; Haemosporida; Plasmodiidae.